CAGUGACCACAGGCCCCCACUGUAGGCAGGUGGGAGGAGGCUGAUUUAAAAGGCAGUUGGGCCUCUGGCCGAAGCACUCCGCUCUGCACCCAGCCCCGGCCACCCAUAGGCUGUAGGAAAACCCAGACUUCCGGACCAGCUUAGGGCGGGUGCCAUGUGAGCCCAGCUUGGCUGUCUUUCUGCCAGCCCUCCUUCUCUCCCUCCUGCCCACCUCUGCCUAUCCAGCUUCUCCAAAGAGGGAAACUUAGCACCAUGUCUCUGCUCAGUCCUGUCCUGCUGCCCCCCAAGGUGAAGGCCUAUCUGAGCCAAGGGGAGCGCUUCAUCAAAUGGGAUGAUGAGACAACCACGGCCUCCCCCGUUAUCCUCCGUGUGGAUCCCAAGGGCUAUUACUUAUACUGGACAUAUCAGAGUAAGGAGAUGGAGUUUCUGGAUAUCACCAGUAUCCGGGACACCCGCUUUGGGAAGUUUGCCAAGAUUCCCAAGAGUCAGAAGCUCCGGGAUGUCUUCAACAUGGACUUCCCUGACAACAACUUCCUGAUGAAGACACUCACCGUGGUAUCUGGUCCCGACAUGGUGGACCUUACCUUCCACAACUUUGUCUCCUACAAGGAGAAUGUGGGCAAGGACUGGGCUGAAGAUGUUUUGGCUCUGGUCAAGCACCCGCUGACGACUAACGCUUCCCGCAGCACCUUUCUGGACAAAAUCCUGGUGAAGCUCAAGAUGCAGCUGAACCCUGAAGGGAAGAUUCCUGUGAAGAAUUUUUUCCAGAUAUUUCCUGCUGACCGCAAGCGGGUAGAAGCUGCCCUCAGCGCCUGCCACCUCCCCAAAAGCAAGAAUGACUCCAUCAAUCCUGAGGACUUCCCAGAAUCUGUCUACAAGAGUUUCCUCAUGAACCUUUGUCCUCGGCCAGAAAUUGAUGAGAUCUUCACUACCUACCAUGCCAAGGCCAAACCCUACAUGACAAAGGAGCACUUGACCAAAUUCAUCAACGAGAAACAGAGGGACCCCCGCCUCAACUCCUUACUGUUCCCGCCCGCGCGGCCUGACCAGGUGCAGGGCCUCAUCGAGAAGUAUGAACCCAGUGGCAUCAACGUGCAGAGGGGCCAGCUGUCACCCGAGGGCAUGGUGUGGUUUCUCUGUGGGCCAGAGAACAGCGUCCUGGCCCAGGACAAGCUGCUGCUGCACCACGAUAUGACUCAGCCACUCAAUCAUUACUUCAUCAACUCCUCACACAACACCUACCUGACAGCGGGCCAGUUCUCAGGCCUUUCCUCGGCUGAGAUGUACCGCCAGGUGCUGCUGGCUGGCUGCCGCUGUGUGGAGCUCGACUGCUGGAAGGGGAAGCCCCCAGAUGAGGAGCCUAUUAUCACCCACGGCUUCACCAUGACCACAGACAUCUACUUCAAGGAAGCAAUUGAAGCGAUUGCAGAAAGUGCCUUUAAGACCUCCCCCUAUCCUGUCAUCCUGUCGUUUGAAAAUCAUGUGGACUCACCCCGCCAACAAGCCAAGAUGGCUGAGUACUGCCGGAUGAUGUUUGGUGACAUGCUGCUCACAGAGCCCCUGGAAAACUUCCCACUGAAAGCAGGCACUCCCCUGCCCAGCCCCGAGGAGCUCCGUGGCAAGAUCCUCAUCAAGAACAAGAAGAACCAGUUUUCUGGGUCAGCAUCCCCCAGCACAGAGCCGGAUUUGGGGGCUGAGGGCAGCUGCCCAUCCAAUGCCCCUGUGGGUGGGGACACAGUGUGGGCUGAUGAGGAAGGGGCUCAGCUGGAGGAGGAACAGGAAGAGGAGGAGGAGGAGGAGUCAGGAAAUCUGGAUGAAGAAGGGAUGAAGAAGAUGCAGUCAGAUGAGGGCACAGCGGGCCUGGAGGUGACAGCUUAUGAAGAGAUGUCCAGCCUAGUCAACUACAUCCAGCCCACCAAGUUCAUCUCCUUCGAGUUUUCUGCCCAGAAGAACCGAAGUUAUGUCAUCUCCUCCUUCACAGAGCUCAAGGCUUAUGACCUGCUCUCCAAGGCUGCAGUGCAGUUUGUGGACUACAACAAGCGCCAGAUGAGCCGCAUUUACCCCAAGGGCACCCGCAUGGACUCCUCCAACUACAUGCCCCAGAUGUUCUGGAAUGCUGGUUGCCAGAUGGUCGCCCUCAACUUCCAGACGAUGGACCUGCCCAUGCAGCAGAACAUGGCGCUGUUUGAGUUCAAUGGGCAGAGCGGCUACCUCCUCAAGCAUGAGUUCAUGCGACGACCAGAUAAGCAGUUCAACCCGUUCUCAGUGGACCGCAUCGACGUGGUGGUAGCCACCACCCUCUCCAUUCAGGUAAUCUCUGGGCAGUUCCUGUCAGAACGCAGUGUACGUACCUACGUGGAAGUGGAGUUGUUUGGCCUUCCUGGGGACCCCAAGAGGCGCUAUCGCACCAAGCUGUCACCCACGACCAACUCUAUCAAUCCAAUGUGGAAGGAGGAGCCCUUCGUCUUUGAGAAGAUCUUGAUGCCUGAGCUGGCCUCUCUCAGGGUGGCUGUGAUGGAGGAAGGCAACAAAUUUCUUGGACAGCGUAUCAUCCCCAUCAAUGCCCUGAAUGCUGGAUACCACCAUCUGUGCCUGCACAGUGAGAGCAAUAUGCCCCUCACCAUGCCUUCGCUCUUUGUCCUCCUGGAGAUGAAGGACUAUGUACCUGACACCUGGGCAGAUCUCACCGUGGCCCUCGCCAAUCCCAUCAAGUUCUUCAAUGCCCACGAUAAGAAGUCUGUGAAGCUCGAGGAAGCCCUGGGAGGCCUGCCUGAGAAGCCCUUCUCUCCUGAGAGUCCAGUUGCUAGCCAGGUCAAUGGGACAACUGCCCCAACAAGCAACGGGUCCGCAGAGCCGCGAACCACCAGCUUGGAGAAGCUGCGGGAGCUGAAGGGCAUCGUGAAGCUGCAGCGGCGGCACGAGAAGGAGCUGCGAGAGCUGGAGCGGCGCGGGGCGCGGCGCUGGGAGGAGCUGCUGCAGCGGGGCGCGGCACAGCUGGCUACGCUUGGGCCACCGGGCACCGGGGGCGGCGCCGGGGCUCGCAAGCUCGGCCCGGGCAAGGGCUCCCGCAAGAAAAGGACCCUGCCCUUCGAGGAGACCGCCAGAGCCACGCCCGGCGAGGGCCCCGAGGGCGCAGACACGCGCGUGCGCGAGCUGAGGGACAAGCUGGAGCUGGAGCUGCUGCAGCAGGGCGAGGAGCAUUAUGAGUGCCUUCUGAAGCGCAAGGAGCAGCACGUGGCCGAGCAAAUCGCCAAGAUGAUGGAGCUGGCCAGAGAGAAACAGACUGCGGAGCUUAAGACCCUGAGGGAGACCUCAGAGAAUGACACUAAAGAAAUGAAGAAAAAGCUGGAGGCCAAGAGGUUGGAGCGGAUCCAGGCCAUGAUCAAGGUCACCGCGGACAAAAUGGCCCAAGAGAGGUUGAAGAGAGAGAUUAACAACUCCCACAUCCAGGAGGUGGUACAGGUCAUCAAACAGAUGACAGACAGCCUGGAGAGGCAUCAGGAGAAGCUGGAGGAGAAGCAGGCAGCUUGCCUGGAACAGAUCCGGGAGAUGGAAAAGCAGUUCCAUCAGGAGGCACUGGCAGAGUAUGAGGUCAGGAUGAAGGGCCUGGAGGCUGAGGUGAAAGAGUCGGUGAGGACCUGCCUCAGGACCUGCUUCCCCUCUGAGGCAGAGGACAAGCCUGAGAGGCCCUGUGAAGCCUCUGGGGAGCGGUGUGAGCUGGACCCACUUACAGCAAAGGCAGACAUCCAGGAGAGCCACCUCUGAUACCCCCAGCCAACUGAGACAUUCUACAAGGAGUUUCGCCCUUCUCUGGGACAAGGCUCCAUCCACUUAAGAGGAAUGGCCCCAGCAGUCUCAGCACUCGGAGGCUGUGGAAAGCUGGGGCUCCCUUGGACCCUAGAGACCGCUCCUCAAUAACCAGGCUAAAGGAGGAGGCAGAGACCAGAUACCAUCAGGGCAGGGGCCCAUCAGGGCCACUGAGGUCCUCUCCAAGCUGACUUCCUUCUCCUCAUCCUUCUCUUCCACCUUGAAUAAGUCGUAUGUGUGUUGAGGGCAAAAGAAUAUGGACUGGGAGGCAGGAAAUUGGGUCCUAGCCCCACUCUGCCUUUCUUAAUAUGCAACUAGUGGUGCCUUAUUCUGGACUCAGUUUCUUCACCUGGAGGGUUAGGCCUGGCCACCUGAAACCUCCACUCUAGCACCUGUAGAUUACGCAGGACCAAAUUCCAAACCCUUCUGCCAUAGGGCAGGCAGCUCACCCAGGCUCCUGGGCCCCACCUCAGGCCUGCCCUGAGAUGGCCUCAGUGUCAGCUUCCUGAUACAGAGCCUGGCACUUCCUCCAAGCAACCUGGGGUCGGGACAGGCUGCCCCUAGGAUCCCAGGCUGAGGUCCUGUCAUGCAGGGUCUCAGCUCCCGCUCCCCACAUAAGAACUCAGGACAUGGUGAGGCCAAAAAGAAA
Molecule: messenger RNA, 4456 nt
Organism: Rhinolophus ferrumequinum (greater horseshoe bat)
Lineage: Eukaryota; Metazoa; Chordata; Mammalia; Chiroptera; Rhinolophidae
Gene: PLCB2
Product: phospholipase C beta 2
Exons: 31
Coding region: 253-3765 (1170 amino acids)
Biological process (GO): phosphatidylinositol-mediated signaling; lipid catabolic process
Molecular function (GO): phosphatidylinositol-4,5-bisphosphate phospholipase C activity; calcium ion binding
Source: RefSeq, a predicted model, not a curated record